Molecule: messenger RNA, 419 nt
Organism: Arachis duranensis
Lineage: Eukaryota; Viridiplantae; Streptophyta; Magnoliopsida; Fabales; Fabaceae
Product: 60S ribosomal protein L37a
Biological process (GO): translation
Cellular component (GO): ribosome
Molecular function (GO): structural constituent of ribosome
Source: RefSeq, a predicted model, not a curated record
ACUAAGAGAACGAAGAAGGCAGGCAUCGUCGGAAAAUAUGGUACCAGAUAUGGUGCUAGUCUGCGGAAGCAGAUUAAGAAGAUGGAGGUUAGUCAGCACAGCAAGUUCUUCUGUGAAUUUUGUGGCAAGUAUGCUGUGAAGAGGAAGGCUGUAGGAAUAUGGGGAUGCAAGGAUUGUGGAAAAGUGAAAGCAGGCGGUGCCUACACAUUGAACACCGCUAGUGCCGUCACUGUGCGGAGUACUAUCCGGAGGUUGAGGGAACAAACUGAGAGUUAAGCAUUUUGGUUUGUGCAAGCUUUUGGGCAAUAGCUUUACGAAAUUAUUAGUUUAUGUUUAGAGAACCGGAUUGUUUGAACUGAAUCAUGUUAUAUCUGAUUGACAUUUCACUCUGUCCAAUUGCACGGAACUGUUUCUUGUUA